AUGGAUCGCUCUCAGAAUAUAGCCUCCCACGCAUGUGUCGCUUGUAAAAGACAAAAACGGAGAUGCGACAAACUGCUGCCCCAGUGCAGCCUGUGCUUCCGCACCAGCCGCACCUGCGACUAUGCUGAUACACCAAAGUCGCCUCCGACUGCGGCCGACCUCGCAACCCUUCAAGCAAGAUUGACCGAACUGGAAGAAAGACUUAGUAGCGCCUCUGCGUCAGACUCUCUGUCUGCUACAGCCGGCGUUUCGCGCACAGAUAGCCUUGCCACCGAAUCUAUUGCAUACGACCGAGAACCCACCAGCUUUCCGUCAGCCUUGUUUUUGGAUAUAGACUGCUAUAAAUGGUCCAAUAUGCAACUCCCAAGGCCGGCUGCCAGCAUUCCGAUGGACAUACUCACCAUUCUCAACCAGCAAAAUUUCAUAUUGGGAACAACUUCGCUUUACUUCGAUACGAUCCAUCCGUGGAUGCCGAUCAUUUCAAAAAAGCGACUGGACCUCGGCAUUUCACUGAAGGACGGUGGACCGGACAUCGCGCUGCUUUUCCUCGCGAUGAAGUUAAACACCCUCCCUCCGCCACCUGGCAGCGAGAUACACGGUGCAAUUUAUUCGUCUGCCAAAAGAUUCUUGGCGACCUUGGAAGCCAGUGGCGCGGUGUCAUUUGGCUACCUACAGGCCAUGACUUUGAUAGCCGUGUACGAAUACAGUCACUCGAUCUAUCCUGCGGCGUGGAUGACCGUAGGAGCAUGCGCCCGACUCGCUGAGCUUCUUGGUAUUUCACCUGGUAAAGACACGAUGAAAAUUAUGCGUCCCGCUAUGACCUGGACAGAACUAGAGGAGAGAAGACGGGUAUGGUGGGCCAUUUACAUCUUGGAUCGCACUAUCUCCCUCGGCAGCCGGAGGAGGUUCUGCUUCCCAGAUCCGGCGGAUACAGAUGUCCUCCCUGUGGAUGAUGAUACAUGGGAUCUGGGUGAUGUAGCCAACAUCAUACAUUAUCCAGUCACAACACCCUUUUUCACCCCUGCCUCGCCUUUCUCUCGCCUCUGUCAGUCGGCAAUGUUCAUUAGCCGUGCCACCGUGUGUCGAAGCGAAUCGACGCAGACAGGCCUUGCAGACCAUAUGACCGCUGUUGUCAGCCUUACCGAGGACCUGAGCACCUUCAGCUCUAUUCUUGCCGAAGAGAUGGACUCUUCCUCCACGGACGGAUAUCUACGACUACUUGCUCCUCAGUGCCUGACGUGGUCGGCCCUCUUCCUGCUACUCGAUAAUUAUUGCUGCCCAGAAAAACUUAGCAAUGAACCAGGUUACACCACAUCCGGCAACACUAAAGGACCGGACGAACUCGCCGCCCAGAUCCAGGCCACGCUGGUAGUGCGGAAUAUCAGCGACCAGGCCCACAGACAAACUACGAACGUCAUGGAUAUUAUAUCUAACCAGCUACGUAGCGACCAAAUGGGGAAAUUAAGCCCGUUCCUACUGGAUGCGCUGUACUGCUCCAUGGUGACGUUCCAAUGGAUCUAUCGCGAAGGCGGUGACGAGAAAGCCAAAGGCAAACUAGCUGAUAUAGAGGCUUGCAUGGGGAUAUUGAGUGGACGGUGGAAGUUGGCGUCAGAAUACAUUGCUCUCAAUGGAAUUUAUCGCGACGGAGGGAACACCUAA
This is a messenger RNA of Aspergillus niger, 1659 nucleotides long. RefSeq lists its product as uncharacterized. Gene Ontology annotation, biological process: regulation of DNA-templated transcription; DNA-templated transcription. Gene Ontology annotation, molecular function: DNA binding; DNA-binding transcription factor activity, RNA polymerase II-specific; zinc ion binding. The coding region runs from base 1 to 1659 and encodes 552 amino acids. NCBI's taxonomy places the organism in Eukaryota, Fungi, Ascomycota, Eurotiomycetes, Eurotiales, Aspergillaceae. The transcript is spliced from 4 exons. The record is from RefSeq and is a predicted model, not a curated record. Gene Ontology annotation, cellular component: nucleus.